AAACAACUCCCUAUUGAAUGUGUGGCCAAGACUUAUUUCCAAAAGUAGCAACUAAUACUCUUCAACUAUUCUUAGUUUGCUUCUUUUUCUUUCUUUUGUUCUCUUUCUCUCUCCAAAUAGAAUAGCGUACCCGAAAAUGGCAAUGUUGCAAGCAAUUCAUCCAUUAAUUUCACCCACAAAAAGCUUUUUACUUUUAAACACUCACCUAAGUAAACCUAGCAGGAGCUCAAUUCUUAGUAUCUCCCAAAACCCAUCACAUGCAAAACCCAAUUCAUAUUCAUCCAGAAAAGUAGAAGCAAUUGCAUCAGAUGUGACAGUUGGAUCAUCAUCAUCAUCUGAAGAAGAAGACGUGUUUGUGGGUCCCACUCCGAAGAACAAAGGAGAGAGUGAGGUGGUGGAAUAUGAUUGGACAGAGGAAUGGUAUCCUCUGUACUUGACAAAGAAUGUACCAGAAGAUGCACCUUUGGGACUUACUGUUUUUGACAAACAGAUAGUGUUAUACCGUGAUGCCGCUGCUCAACUUAGGUGUUAUGAAGAUCGUUGUCCUCACAGGUUAGCUAAACUUUCUGAGGGGCAAUUAGUUGAUGGAAGAUUGGAAUGCUUAUACCAUGGUUGGCAAUUCGAAGGUGAAGGCAAAUGUGUGAAGAUACCUCAGCUUCCUGCAGGAGCAAAAAUUCCUAAACAAGCAUGUGUGAGGACUUAUGAAGUGAGAGAUAGCCAAGGAGUCGUGUGGGUCUGGAUGUCUCAAAAAACUCCACCUAACCCCAAUAAAAUUCCUUGGUUUGAAAACUUUGCUAGGCCGGGGUUCCAAGAUAUCUCGACUGUACACGAGCUUCCAUAUGACCAUUCUAUCCUCCUUGAGAAUCUCAUGGACCCGGCUCACAUUCCAAUCUCUCAUGAUCGUACUGAUUGGACUGCAAAACGAGAAGAUGCUCAAGCUUUACGUUUUCAAGUCACUGAGAGAACAGACCGUGGAUUUGCUGGUUGGUGGGGAAAAGAAAGCGAGGAAUCUAUGCUCAACUUUCUGAGGUUCGAGGCACCAUGUGUGCUUUCCAAUAACCGAGAGUUAACUGAUGAGAAAGGUGAGAAGCAAUACUUCUCUGGGCUCUUCCUGUGCAGGCCAUCAGGACAGGGAAAAUCCAUGCUCAUUGUGAGGUUCGGAACCACAAAAAGAUCGCCUCUUGCAAAAUUCUUUCCCACUUGGUACUUCCACCAGAAUGCUUGUAAGGUGUUUGAACAAGACAUGGGUUUCCUGUCGUCUCAAAACGAGGUCUUAAUCAAAGAGAAAGUCCCAACCAAGCAACUCUACCUGAACCUAAAGUCUUCCGACACUUGGGUUGCGGAAUACAGAAAAUGGAUGGAUAAAGUUGGGCAUGGGAUGCCUUACUAUUUCGGACAUAGUACCAUUUCACCACCAAAAAUCCCAGCGGUAGUCGAGCACGCACCAGCAGGCCUGGUUGCUGGAUUGUCUGCCCAAUCUCCUGCUAAAGGUGGACUUGGGACAAUGUAUACCCCAAAUUGGAGUAACAGGUAUUUUCGACAUGUGGUCCAUUGCAAGGAAUGCACUAGUGUAGUUAAAGCUUUUGAAACAUGGAAAAAGACCCUUUCUAUCAUCGCCCUAUUGUCUACUGGAUUUGCAAUACUAGUUUCAGGAAGGCAGUGGAAAGCUCUAUUUUUGGUGACUACAACAUUGUGUUUGGCUGGAGUGUACGCUUGCUCAGCUGCCAUUGCUUUUAACACUACAAAUUUCAUUAGGACUCACCGGAGGUUUUAAAAAUUCCAUUUAUUGUGCUAAGGGAGCAUCGGGUGAGAUCGAAAUUCAACAAAAGCUCAAUUAAUUAAGAUGGAAUCCCAAAACAUUCCAGACAUGCAUUCCUGCUGGACUGAAUUUCUAGAUUCAGAUUUCCAUAUUGUACAGAAAUCACAUAGCAUAGCUGAAGCAGCAGUCAGUGAGGUAUUAUAUACUAUUCUCUGUUUUUUGUUGCAAUUCAUACAUAAUGUGUGCAAAUUACAAGAAAUGAGAUGAUUGAUGUUGAAAAGAAGCCAAAACAAAUAAGAUUGAUGUUAGAUGAACAGAAGUAUUAUAUUUCUUUUCCUUUGUAUAAUAACAAAUGCAGGAUAGUUGUGUUAAGAUAGUCUUUUCCAUUUAAAGUAUUAACUACCCUGCAUCGAAGGCAUUUUGUUCCUUUUGAAUGUGCAACUCCAGAGCACAGGUGCAGCAAA
Amaranthus tricolor (Joseph's coat) is the source of this 2223-nucleotide messenger RNA. Its product is annotated as protein TIC 55, chloroplastic. Gene Ontology annotation, cellular component: chloroplast. Gene Ontology annotation, biological process: protein targeting to chloroplast. The transcript is spliced from 3 exons. The coding region runs from base 137 to 1774 and encodes 545 amino acids. NCBI's taxonomy places the organism in Eukaryota, Viridiplantae, Streptophyta, Magnoliopsida, Caryophyllales, Amaranthaceae. The record is from RefSeq and is a predicted model, not a curated record. Gene Ontology annotation, molecular function: 2 iron, 2 sulfur cluster binding; chlorophyllide a oxygenase activity.